Molecule: messenger RNA, 1072 nt
Organism: Daphnia pulex (common water flea)
Lineage: Eukaryota; Metazoa; Arthropoda; Branchiopoda; Diplostraca; Daphniidae
Exons: 2
Coding region: 153-647 (164 amino acids)
Biological process (GO): hemocyte migration
Cellular component (GO): membrane
Molecular function (GO): growth factor activity
Source: RefSeq, a predicted model, not a curated record
GAAGGCUGAAUGGCUGAUGCAGCCCAGCAGUGCUCAGCUUCGGGUCCAGCAGUUGUCAGGGAGCCACGCGCCGGCCGCCAAGUGUUUUCCAGUCAGUCCUACACACAAUAAUCCGCCGCUCCCGUUUAUUCUUUUUGAAAAUUCCACAUGAAAUGUUUCACCACCGGCGUUUAUUUUUCUUCGACGUUUUUCUGUGGAUAGCGACCGGUUUGGCCGUUUUGUCGCCAAUCCCAGCAUCGGUCGUCGUGGCGACGCCGGAAUCGACCGGCGUCGGCAACGGCCGACUCUUCCGCGACAAUUUCCAACGCCUCCAGACAUUCGGAAUGUGCGGAAUUCCGCGUCCGCGCGUUUUCUACGUCGAAGAUCAUCCGGAAGUGGAUGCCACUUUGACGUACCAUCCGUCAGCGACGGUUCUGCACCGGUGCGAUCCUUCCGGCGGAUGUUGCCUGGACCGGCGUAAACAAUGCGGUCCGCUAGUCGAGUCUGUCGUCACUGUCGUCUUCUUCGUUCACCCCAAUCGCCCCAGGCAGCCGGUCGCAGUCGCAGAUGGAACAUCCACCGCCAACCGCGCGCUUUUCAAAUCGCUGGAAUUCGUCAAUCACACCCAGUGCACUUGUUCCGAUAUCAACGACGUCCCGAGACGUUGAAAAUUUGUAUUGCCUCUGGCAUUUUUCUUGUAUAUGUAAUUUUUUUUUUCGCCAAACGAAAUUCAAUCUUUACUUUAACCACGCCCUAUUGACCCCCCUCCGGACAUGUGUGUUUAUUUCAAAUUGUGUUGGACUUUUAUCGCGUUUGAUACGACGGUUGAAGUUUGUGUGUGUGACAGGACCCACAAAAUAAAGUCAAUGUCCGUCCUUUUUUUUUAUUUCUGCCGACUGGAUGUUUAAAAAAAAAAUAAUAAUUAAAUAAAAAUUAAAUGUCAUGUAAAUUAAUUUUUAUUUUUUUUUAUAAUUCAGCUUUUUAUUUUGCAUGAUUAUUAUUGUAUUUUAAUUGUAAUCCCGCAGAGUGUCAACUGAUGAGCGCAUUCGUUGAAAUAAUCACGUGUUUUGGAAUAAAUCAUUUUAUUAGUCAA